Molecule: messenger RNA, 2577 nt
Organism: Colletotrichum higginsianum IMI 349063
Lineage: Eukaryota; Fungi; Ascomycota; Sordariomycetes; Glomerellales; Glomerellaceae
Product: Pa domain-containing protein
Exons: 2
Coding region: 1-2577 (858 amino acids)
Molecular function (GO): zinc ion binding
Source: RefSeq, a predicted model, not a curated record
AUGCGUACUCCCAGACUCGCCAUUCUCGUCUUCUUCUUCGUCGCCUCGCUCUUCCUCUUCUGCCGAUCCGUCUUCUCGUCGCCCCGCCAAAACAUCGCCGUUGCAGCCGCCGUCGCAGCCGCCGCCCCGGCCGCCGUUCCGCCCUCGCGAUUUCAGAGCCUCUUCUCCUUCAAUGCGCCCUUCUCCAUAUUCACCCCGAACGCCGCCAUCACCCUGACCGACGACAACAGCACCUCCUUCGUUGCCCGCCCCGCAGCCUUCGGCCCGAACCUGCCCAACAAGGGCCUCAGCGGCCAGCUAUGGAUCGGCAGCGGCUUCUCCGACGAUAACCUGCAGGAGGGCGAAGGCGAGGGCGAGCUCGGCUGCACCGACAUUCCCGGCUGGGAGAACGGCAGGCCCAACGCCAUCCUCAAGUCCGCCGCCAAGGCCAUGUCCAAGGCCGACGCAAAGCCUGCCACUGCUGCUGGCAAGCCUGCCCACCACAAGCGUGGCAUCGUCGACGCCGACAAGGACGCCCUCCCCGCCGCCGUCGCCCAACCCAAUACCCGCCUUAAGUCCAAGAUCCGCCCCCUCGAUGAUGGCACCGACGACUACCUCCACCAGGGUCUCGCCCGGAAGCCCACACCCCACCGCGAUAGCGCCAUGUCCACCGAGUCGACCCACGCCGAUAUCCAAUCGAUACAAGAGGCCGCGGAGAUCGCCGGGAAGAUUGUGCUGCUCAGUCGCGGCGGCUGCGGCUUUCUUGAGAAGGCCAAGUGGGCCCAGCGACGCGGUGCCAUCGCCCUCAUUGUCGGCGACAACACAAAGGGCGGCCCCCUGAUCCAGAUGUUCGCCCGCGGCGACACCUCCAACGUCUCCAUCCCCUCCGUCUUCACCACCCGCACCACCGCCCAUCUGCUCUCCUCUCUGACCCAGCCCGGCAGCUUCAUCGAGGACACCAUCGACGAACACGGCCGCCCCGCCCUCAAGGUCCUGCACUCUGAUGGCGCGAACCGGAAGAACCGGAAGAACAAGCAAAAGGCCGCUGCGACGACGCCUACUCCGACCCCCAAGGCCACUGCUACGCCCAAGGCCAAGGCCAAGGCCGCUGCUGCCACCAAGGACAAGGCUGCUAAGGCUAAGCAGACGACGACCAAGCCUCGUGUCGGCUUCUUCCGCUGGCUAUUCAGCUGGGGUCGCAGCUCGGGCUCCGGCGACGGCAGCAUCCAGCCUCCCACCAGCGGCCGCCAUAACUGGGUGCUCGUUGACGAUUGGAACGAGGCCAAGGAUAGGAGCAUCAGUGACAGCCUCGGGAAGGCCGCCAAGAGGGGCAAGGACAAGGCUCCCGAGCCCUCCAAGAACGAGGACAGCUUCCAGAUCGGCGUCCAGGACUGGCGCGACCCCGACUUGGUGGAUGCUCCGAGCACUAAGGACAAGGAUGACAAGCCGGAGCGGGCCGGUAGGACGGGAAAUGUCGCAAAGGCGGCCAAGGAUCUUAGCGGCCCCAAGGGCGGAAGCAUCACUCCCGGGAGUGGCGAGUACAACCCUGACAUGCCGCCGGUCAAGGCCAAGGGCCCCGCCUCUUCCGGAAAGGACUCGUCCUCCCACGGUGGCAUCAUGUCCAAGAUCUUCGGAGACGACGACGGUGCCGAUUUCUCCAAGGAGGACAAACCCCAGGACCCUCCCGCGCCAGAGCAGCCGAGCCCUGACGACGGCCACGAAGACGAUGACGAUGACGAUCCCAUUGGCCACGAUGGUCUCUGGGUCACCAUCACGCCCUCGAGCAGCUCCAGUCCCUUCUUUGACACCCUCUUAGUCCUCGUCGUUAGCCCCCUCAUCACCUUGAGUGUUGUCUACGCGCUGCUAAUCCUACGCGCCCGCAUCCGCCGAAGGCGCUGGAGAGCGCCCAAGUCGGUCGUCGAGCGUUUGCCGGUGCGCACCUAUCACACCGUCGCCGCCUCGCCCGUGCCUUCGCCCAGAAUACCUUCGCCCACGAUCGCUACCCCCACCACGCCCCUACUACAACAGACCCCCACCCGGCCGCGGCCUCGUUCUAGAACAACGACGGGAAUCCCUGAGUCGGAGAGUCUGUUGUCCGUCAACGCAGCCCUGCAGAUGCCUAGGUCGCCUCUGCGGCCCGAGCAUGAAAAGCCAAACGGCAGCUACUCGAGUGAGUGGAAGAAGUAUAUGGGCAGACAGGUUGAGUGCGUUGUCUGUUUGGAGGAGUACGUCGACGGUGUCAGCCGCGUCAUGAGCCUGCCCUGCGGCCACGAGUUCCACGCCGAGUGCAUCACGCCCUGGCUAACGACACGCCGUCGUACGUGCCCUAUCUGCAAGGGUGACGUCGUCCGAUCCCUCGCGCGCGGCUCCCCGUCCAGCCCCCGCUACGAAGCAUACCACGACGACUCUGACGACGAGGUGGAGGCCGAGGCGUCCAGCUCGAGAGACAGGGGCGACGACGUCGAGCAGGGGAUCCUCUCGCCGGCGCCUAGAGGACGCCAGACCCGACCAGACGGGUGGCUGGGCAUGCUGUCAGGCAGCUUCGGCGCAUCCUCUCGCGCGAGCCGAUCACCGCAGCAGGAUGACCGCAACAGGUGA